Medicago truncatula (barrel medic) is the source of this 822-nucleotide messenger RNA. RefSeq names its product MLP-like protein 28. The record is from RefSeq and is a predicted model, not a curated record. NCBI's taxonomy places the organism in Eukaryota, Viridiplantae, Streptophyta, Magnoliopsida, Fabales, Fabaceae. Bases 74 to 544 code for a protein of 156 amino acids. The transcript is spliced from 2 exons. Gene Ontology annotation, biological process: defense response.
CCUCAUAUCAUAAACCAUCUCUUAUUUGUUUCUUUCUUCUCUUUCUUGUAUUAUAUUUAGUAUCUUUCCAAAAAUGGUGCUUGCUGGUAAACUUAUUACUGAACUUGGGAUCAAAACACCAGCUGAAAAGUUCUUCAAACUAUUUGCAUCAGAACUUCACGAAGUGCAAAAUGUUUGUGAAAGAGUUCAUCAUACCAAGCUUCAUGAGGGUGAAGAUUGGCAUCAUACUGAUUCGGUUAAACACUGGACUUAUGUCAUAGAUGGCGAGGUACACACAUGCAAUGAGAGUGUUGAAGAAGUUGAUGAUCAGAACAAAAAAAUCACUUACAAGCUGUUUGGUGGAGAUAUUGAAAACUAUAAGGUAUUUAAGCUCAUCUUAGAAGUGCUUAACAAGGCUGAUGGAAGUUCUGCUGUUAGAUGGAGUAUUGAUUAUGAGAAGAAUAAUGAGGAUAUUGAUACUCCAAAUGGUUGGAUGGAUUACCUUAGCAAAAGCACUAGAGAUAUUGAUGGUCAUCUUGUCAAGGGGGAAAAGGUAGUUCUAUAAGUCAUAAAGAUAUUUGAAUUAUGGUUCAAUGGGGUUGGCUUUUAUGGAUAAAUGUGAGCAUAUAGAUAAAAUAAAAGCUAGUGUGAAGUUUGUAUUUUGGCAUGUAGCAUAAGCAUGCAUAUUUCUUUCCCUUGAUCCUUCGUUUGUAUCAAAUAUAUGUGUCGGUCAUGUCUUGAAGAUUAUGUCUUAAAUUAUGUGUGAUGCAAAUAAAUGGAUAUUUGUGUACUUUGCAGUUUAAAUUUGUGUAAUAAUGUUCUCAAUUAUUUAAGUUAGUUUAA